GUGAGUCGGCCGCCGGGUGCUGGGCGCUAGGUGCUAGGUGCUAGGUGCUAGGUGCUGGCUGCAGGCUGCAGGCUGCAGACGGCGGCGGCUGCGGCGUCUGGCGCGGGGAGAGCGGCUGACGCGAGGUAACCCAGGUGUGCUUCCUCCGCCCCACCCCUACGGAGACCCGCGGCGCUUCCUCGCCCACGAUGGGGAACCACUUGACGGAGAUGGCGCCCACUGCCUCCUUCCUGCCCCACUUCCAGGCCCUGCACGUUGUGGUCGUCGGGCUGGACUCUGCCGGAAAGACCUCCCUCCUUUACCGACUCAAGUUCAAGGAGUUUGUCCAGAGUGUCCCCACCAAAGGCUUCAACACGGAGAAGAUCCGGGUGCCCCUGGGGGGGUCCCGUGGCAUCACCUUCCAAGUGUGGGACGUGGGGGGCCAGGAGAAGCUGCGGCCGCUGUGGCGCUCCUACACCCGCCGGACUGACGGGCUGGUGUUUGUGGUGGACGCUGCCGAGGCCGAGCGGCUGGAGGAGGCCAAGGUGGAGCUCCACCGGAUCAGCCGGGCCUCGGACAACCAGGGGGUGCCGGUGCUGGUGCUGGCCAACAAGCAGGACCAGCCCGGGGCGCUCAGUGCGGCUGAGGUGGAGAAGAGACUGGCGGUCCGGGAGCUGGGAGCUGCCACGCUCACGCAUGUGCAGGGCUGCAGCGCAGUGGACGGGCUGGGCCUGCAGCCGGGCCUGGAGCGCUUGUACGAGAUGAUCCUCAAAAGGAAGAAGGCCUCCCGGGCGGGCAAGAAGAGGCGGUGACCUGGGGCCACCGCGCCCCACCUGGUAGGGGUCUGUACUUGGACAGCAAGUGGAGCCUGUGGCUGCUCAGGUAGCUGGGGGUGCAGGACCUGCGUGCCUCAGUGAGGGACAGAGGAGCGGGGGGACCCUGUCUUGGUGCCGUGUUGCAGCAGGGACUGGGAGAUGCGUCGCUCCCUCAUCCUUGCCUCCGGAGAAGUGGGGGCUGCAGACCGUGGAGGCCUGAACGGAGGCUGCGACUCUACCUCGACCCUGUUUCUCCUUUCUCUUCUCUGGCUUUUCCGUUGGCUGUGUUUUGAGGGGACGGACAUUGCUGGGAGACUGCGUGGGGAUGGAUGCUAAUUACCUCCCCACCCCACUUCCCCCCCAGCGGCACAGUGUCCCCAGGCUGCUGCUCGAGGACGCAGCAGUCACCACAGUCUUUAUUUUUGUGUCUGUGAAGUGCCGAGAACCCCUGCCCACGUUUGUAGACCCACAACCCUUUUUAUAAGCUGAGUGCGUCCUCGGUGUUAUUCCUGUUGACUGUUUUUAGCAUUUGCCUGUAAGUUAUUAAAGACUGAUUAUGCUGUA
Lepus europaeus (European hare) is the source of this 1358-nucleotide messenger RNA. RefSeq names its product ADP ribosylation factor like GTPase 4D (gene ARL4D). NCBI's taxonomy places the organism in Eukaryota, Metazoa, Chordata, Mammalia, Lagomorpha, Leporidae. Gene Ontology annotation, biological process: intracellular protein transport; vesicle-mediated transport. Gene Ontology annotation, molecular function: GTP binding; GTPase activity. Bases 189 to 791 code for a protein of 200 amino acids. The record is from RefSeq and is a predicted model, not a curated record. Gene Ontology annotation, cellular component: cytoplasm. The transcript has 2 exons.